AUGUCUUUGCUUACUAAUAGCUCAAAUACAAAAGUAACAUUUAAGAUUACAUUGGCAUCUGAUAGAAAAAACCCAUAUAAGAUUUUGUCUGUACCUGAGGAUACACCAUUCACAGCAGUAGUAAAAUUUGCAGCAGAACAAUUUAAGGUAUCUGCAACUACAAGUGCAAUAAUAACAAUGGAGGGAGUAGGAGUAAAUCCUAAUAAUACAGCUAGUCAAGUAUUUCUUAAACAUGGGGGCGAUUUACAACUUAUUCCACGUGACCGUGUAGGAUUUAAUAGAUAUUAA
This is a messenger RNA of Cryptosporidium muris RN66, 288 nucleotides long. Its product is annotated as ubiquitin-fold modifier 1 precursor, putative. Gene Ontology annotation, biological process: protein K69-linked ufmylation. NCBI's taxonomy places the organism in Eukaryota, Apicomplexa, Conoidasida, Eucoccidiorida, Cryptosporidiidae. The record is from RefSeq and is a predicted model, not a curated record. Gene Ontology annotation, cellular component: cytoplasm; nucleus. Bases 1 to 288 code for a protein of 95 amino acids. The transcript is spliced from 3 exons.